Messenger RNA from Mugil cephalus (flathead mullet), 1630 nucleotides. RefSeq lists its product as uncharacterized. The coding region runs from base 69 to 923 and encodes 284 amino acids. The record is from RefSeq and is a predicted model, not a curated record. The transcript is spliced from 5 exons. NCBI's taxonomy places the organism in Eukaryota, Metazoa, Chordata, Actinopteri, Mugiliformes, Mugilidae.
CAGCAUCUGUGUGUGUGGGCUCCGAGACCAACCAGCUCCUAUUUCUGAUUCAUCUUCAGCGGAGAAACAUGUCGGAGCUUCAGCGAACAGGUGUCGUGGUGACGUCUGGAUGGACUCUGUGGAUGCUGCUCUGCUUCCUGGACACAGGUGUCCUCUCCCUGGUCGAGGUUCACCAGCCUCCGGUCGUCACUGCUGCUCUGGGCCAGGACGCCAUCCUCCCCUGUUGGCUGCAGAUCUCCCGGGACGAGGUGUUUGAGACCCAACCCGUCCUCUACUGGAUGUACUUAAAGCAGAACAGCACCCCCCCGCCCCGAGUCUGGAUCCCCUCGGGGGGAUAUAUGGGACGGGUGGACCUUCUGGACAACCCGGACUCAACCAACAAGUCCAUUAUUCUCAGAAAGGUCGAGUGGGCGGACAGUGGGAAAUACCUCUGUAAACUGUCCAUCACGUCCAAGAAGGAGGGAAGUUUUAGGAGAAAGGGCAACGAGACAUCACUCAUGAUCUACGGGACCGUGCUCUUCGGCGUCACCAACCACAAUGAGUCUCUGCUCCGCUGUGAAGCCACCGUGACGAGGGGCGUAGGAUUCGCUCUGGCCGUUUUCCAUCAGGGCUGCAGGCUGGAGACGGUGGACUCGGCUCCGGGAGCCUCCUCCGGGACGUUCGUCACUCUGUCCGAGACCUUCUCCCUGAGGGGGGGAGGCAAAUACGAGUGUCAGCUGCGUCUGAACAGAGAUGUGAUAACCAGGAGCAUCUUCCACAGCAACCUGCCUGGUGACGAUGGACAAAGAAAUGCGUCUGGGACGAGUUCAUCAGGUGCUGGAACACCGUUGUACCCGGAGCCGUGGUUCCUGUACACUGCUCUGCUGCUGGUGCCCGUCGCCUUCAUGGUGGGAGUGUUCACGGCCACACUGCUGCGAAGAUGAGGCUGCUCUUCAUCAUCAUCACCAUCAUCAUCAUCAUCACCAUCGUCUUCAUCAUCACUAUCAUCAUCAUCAUCAUCAUCAACUUCAUCACCAUCAUCAUCACCAUCAUCUUCAUCAUCAUCAUCAUCAUCAUCAUCAUCAUCAUCAUCAGAUCACAGUGGACAAAUCUUCAUCCUUUGUCGUCCUCAGCCGAAGCUUUUAGAGACAAAUAAUCAUUUUUGUAUAUUUCUUGAUAAUCCACCUUUAAUUAAAGCAAUCAGCCAUAAGAUUAUGACCACCCAGCACCAUCACAAACUUUCCCGUGAGGGUGACGUCAAACUCUUUCAGAGAAUAUUAUCUUUACAUCGUUUUAUGAACAGAUCUAAUCAAACAUGCAGCUUGUGUGUCUUCGCUAUUAGUGAAACACUUUUAUAUUCACCAGCAUUUAUAUUAAAUUAUUAUAGGCGUUUAUGGAUCAGUUUGCACAGUAACACAGGAAUCAAAUGUUUUAAAAUGGGACCUGAUUUAUUGUCUCUGAGGGACAGAUGAGAGUCCUGACUUCCUGUUAAUGAAUAAAAUGUCUCAUGGAAUAAAAAAAAAUAAAAAAAAAUGCAUUAAAUCAGUAAAGACAUAAAUCUUCAUACAUGUUAAAUUACUUUAAUGAUUGUAUUUCUGUCAGUUUUUUAGACUGUGUUUAAAUAUGGAUGAACAACAUUCAACAAUCCUUG